UGAAAAGGUUAGAAAUGGUCACCGUGAAACUCUGUGGGAGCAUGUGAAGCAAUCACUACUCCUGUAAAAUGUAGGCUUGUGGAAUGGGCUGGGGAAAUCAGUUCUGCACCCUAUGUAAGCGUGUCUGUGAUAACAAAUUCCUCAUGGCCAAGUACUGGUUUUUUAGCCUUGUUUCACCAAGGAUAUCCUCUCUACUUACAAGGAUUUGUAAGUACAGCUACAGGAUUGCUUUCCCAGCAGUUUCUUUAUAAGAAGGCUGUGACAUCUGCAAUAAAUAGUUAGUAAUUUCCUUUUUAUCCGACUUAUUUUUCUGCCUGAAUUUUGCCUUUGGAACAGGUUAUGUGGGGACAGGUUCAACAAAGAAGCAGAACAAGACGCAUGCAGCCUGACUGAAAAUCCUCUGCUCUACUCAGGAAGCAGCGCCACUUACUUUAAAGGAACACAUAAAUGAAGUGAACACUGGAAAAAUGGAAAGACCACUUGAGGCUACCAGAAUGGAAAACAAGACCUCAACCUGCUUUCUCAUGGAAAGAAAGACUCAUGCCAGGAUUAACAGGAAAGAAGUCAUGCUAGCUAAGCUGAGAAAGAGCUGCUCCUGCACACCACAGAAGAUGAAAAACUUUCUUAUGGACUUCUUUCCUGUUUUACGAUGGCUUCCCAAGUACCAAUGUAAAGAGUACAUUUGGGGGGAUGUUAUGUCUGGGUUAGUGAUUGGGAUAAUUUUGGUGCCUCAAGCAAUUGCAUACUCACUGCUGGCAGGUCUGAAGCCCAUUUAUAGCCUUUACACAUCAUUCUUUGCCAACAUCAUCUAUUUCUUAAUGGGCACAUCCCGUCACGUCUCAGUUGGCAUUUUCAGCUUGAUAAGCUUAAUGGUGGGACAAGUUGUGGACCGAGAACUUCUCUUGGCUGGGUUUGACUUGAAUGAUGAUGCCCCACCAGCCUUGGGUGAUGGCUCUCUGCAGAAUGACAAUCUGUCCAACACAACUGCCUUCAACCUUACCAUUGCGGGGAUAAAUGCCGAGUGUGGGAAAGAGUGCUACGCUAUUGGCAUUGCUACAGCCUUGACAUUCAUGGCUGGAGUGUAUCAGGUUCUAAUGGGGAUCUUCCGUCUAGGUUUCGUAUCUAUGUACCUAUCUGAGUCCGUACUGGAUGGCUUUGCAACUGGUGCUUCCUUAACCAUUUUAACAGCUCAAGUGAAGUAUCUGAUUGGAAUAAAAAUUCCGCGUAGCCAAGGGCAUGGGAUGCUUGUUAUUACUUGGAUUAACAUUUUCCGGAACAUUUCUCAGGCUAACCUUUGCGAUGUCAUCACAAGUGCCAUUUGUAUCGUGGUGCUGGUCACUGCUAAGGAACUUGGAGAUCGGUAUAAACAUAAACUGAAAUUUCCUCUUCCCACAGAGCUGGUAGUUAUUGUUGUGGCAACACUGGUGUCACACUAUGGUAAGUUAAAUGAACUGUAUUCAUCCAGUGUUUCUGGAGCUAUUCCAACAGGAUUUAUCCCUCCAAAGGUACCAGAGUUCAGCUUAAUGCUCCGAGUUGCACUAGAUGCUUUGCCUCUUGCCAUAGUCAGUUUUGUCUUCACUGUAUCCCUCUCUGAAAUGUUUGCAAAGAAAUAUGCUUACACCAUCCGAGCCAAUCAGGAAAUGUUUGCUGUGGGGUUCUGCAACAUCAUUCCUUCUUUCUUCCACUCUUUUGCAACCAGUGCAGCUCUGGCAAAAACACUCGUCAAAACAUCUACGGGCUGCCAGACUCAAAUCUCUGGAGUAAUUAGUGCAAUGGUGGUUUUGCUGGUGCUGCUCUUCCUGGCACCUCUCUUCUACUCCUUGCAGAAGUGUGUCCUGGCUUGUAUUAUCAUUGUCAGCCUCCGGGGAGCCCUGAGGAAAUUCCAAGAUGUGCCAGCACGGUACCAGGUGAAUAAAGUGGACACGCUUGUUUGGGUAGUUACCAUGUCUGCCUCUGCCUUGGUCAGCACAGAAAUAGGGCUGUUGGUUGGCAUUGUUUUCUCCAUGUUAUGCAUCAUCGUUCGGACCCAGCGACCGCGGACAGCCCUGCUUGGUCAGAUCCAAGACACAAGCUUUUAUGAGGAUGACUUAGAAUAUGAAAAUCUGUCUACUGUUCCAAAGGUCAAAAUAUUUCGGUUUGAGGCCCCCCUUUACUAUGCAAAUAGAAACUACUUCCUAAAGUCGCUGUACAAAUUGACCAAUUUAGAUCCUAACCUAGAAGCUGCUAGGAGGAAGAAAUAUGAGAAGAAGGAAAAGCAGCAUCUGAAAAAGGGAAAUCACAGAACUGCUAAUGGACUGGGCAUCGGAGAAACCACUUUGCAACUAGUUCCUAAACAAAUUGAUUUCCAAGCCCUUGUUGUAGAUUGCUCUUCCAUCUCAUUUUUGGACACCACUGGAGUUAAUACUUUAAAGGAAAUCCUGAAAGACUACAAGAAUUUAAACAUUUCCGUUCUCCUGGCUUGCUGCAAUCCCUCAGUGAUAGACUCUCUGAAAAGAGGGGGUUACUUUGGAAAGGAUUUUGGAUGUAUGCAGGAAAUGCUAUUCUACAGUAUACAUAAUGCUGUGCUGUUCGCAAAAGACCAAAAGCUUCCAGCAGAUUGCUCAGUUUAGCUCUGUGUCUUCCCUGAUGAUUCACUACAAAGUGACAGAUGGAGGGCGGUAGAUGGCAACAAGUAAAUUAUCAGACACACUGUUGGCUGUGUAAAGCCAUUCCACUCAAAGAAUUCCACUUUAUGUCUUAUGCCACAUAGAGUAGCCACGGGGGAGGCAGUAUCGGACAAGCAUGGAAAGGUUAUAGACUACCACCUUCACUUUAAAAUGCAAGUGAAGGCAAUUUGGGAUUGACUUGUCCAUCACACCAUUAUCAUUUGUGACCCAAAAUGGAUGUCAGGGGACUGUCAUGGCAGAAGGCCUGCCCAGUGUCACCCUCCCAGUGAUUUAAUGGCUGUUUUGUGUCAAGAAAGCUAAGCCACUUCCAUGAAAAUGAAAUCAGUAUGGCAUUUUGGACACAUAAUGGUUUAAACUGUGGCUUGCAAGACCCUGCCCCUUCCAAUCAUUCUAGCUGUACUACUAGACAAGUCUCCCCUGUUUGCAUAAAAAUAAAAUGUAUAAAAUAUUGUGGAAUGCAGAAUAUCUCUCCAUCUUGAUCACACAAGCAUAACCUUGUUAAUACCAUAACCUGCCACAGGAGAAGAAAUUACGAUCCAUCGCAGUUCCUCUCAAAAUUACCAUUACCAAAAAUUGCUGGUUUUGGAGUCAUCCUUUCUAUUGGAUUAGAUCUGUUGCAAUUAGUUGCUGAACACUGUGAUGCCCCUAAUCAUGCUGGAAGAAAUAUGACUCUAAUGCACAAUUUUGUACUUAGAAAAAGCAUAAACAGGAUUAAGAAAAAUGAAUGGCUUUAACUGGCAGCUACCCAGCCACUUGUACCAUCCUGUAAAAUAAGCUGCCUCUGGUGGGCAGAUGCAACUCUAAUUCAGGGAUACGUAAGGACCAUCAAAUAUAAAACCUCAGAGCUGUGAUGCAGCACAUCACUAUCUUCCUACAAAUGCCUGCCUGGGUUCAAAGAAAAACAGGAGAAAAUAAGGGCAGAGUGGGAAGGUCAAGCUGUGAGUUUUCUUGAAGGGGAUUGAUGGAUCAGUCAGAACUGCCUGGCUGGUCUUCUCUGAUGCAAUGCUAAUGAAGUAUUACAAGUAACAUACAUGGGUCAAGUAAACAGAGCAAUGCUUUGUAACUUGUGUAUCCCUCUGUGCUGAAAAAUUUUCACCACUGUUUAUACACACUACAGAUGUUGUGGGGGUUUUGUUUGUUUGGUGUUUUUUUCCUAUCAUAUUAGUCUUUGAUUUGAGGUCUACUAGACCAUGUUUUCUGGGGCUUGUUAUUUUCUAUAAUAAUUUGCAUUAACUGCUGUUCAUUAUGCUUUAUGUCAUCAGUUGUAUUGUUGUAUAUGCAGGUUGUCUCUUCACAAAUAAGAAUAGACUUGGAUUUUGAUUGUAACACAGUAUUCAGUGUUCUGGCCCAUGGGAUGGGCAGAAUAUUCUGUUUCAUACUCAAGUUUGUAAUUACCUGCACAGGAGGUAAGACAGCUGUGCUCACCCUCUCUCCUUUUUCAUGUCGGGUUCACAUGUCACCAAGCAUGGAAGGAAAUUGUAUCACAGCUGUGCCUCUCACAACUAACAGACUCUAGAAACAGGUUCCAUACAUGCCAAAGCCAUUUCUUUGAUGUCCCAUUUUAAAAAGAAUCAAGUCAACACAUUAUGUGACUUGCUCAUUUCAACUUUUUAGGCCACUGAAUGAAAGAACAGGCAAACCGAGGUUCUCCAGGUACCCCAGAGCCUGUCUGGCUUUUAGAAACAAGUAUUUUCUCAGAGGAAAAGCAGAGCACUUCCGAAAGACCAAAAAUACCUUCACAGGGGCUACAACUAGUAUUCGUUGCAUUAGAUUACUCGAUGUUGACGUUUCCACGCACUUCACACAAAAGAAGCCUAUCAGCUGCACACUGUUAGUACUGCUAAAGCAGCAAACCUGACAGAAACAUCUGACUUGAGAUUCAAGGACUGACCAUUAUCAGCAUUUUUUAUUAUUAUAUUAUUAUUUACAUUGCUGACUUGGUAUGAUUAGCUUCUUUCUGUUCUAAAAGGAAGUGAAAAGGGCCCAAGCACAAAAACUGCUUUGUACCUGCUUUUGUUUGUAACCAUUCUUGGAUCAGGGAAUAAAUCUUUUAAGGUCCUAUUCAGGCCUAACAAUGCAAAUGGGUGUAUAAGAGUUACUGCCAGACAGUACUAAUACAGACACUUUCAGGCCACUGUGAUAAAGAAAGCUGUCGUUGGAAGUAAAAUAAAGCAUCCUAUCAAUCUACACUUUUUUUAGGUUUAUGGAUCCAGCUACAAACAUAAACACAAAGAAAAAAAAAUGCAAAGAUACCUUUAUAUUUAAAUUAAUCCCAUUUCAAAAGACAAAAAAAAGGGAAUUCAAAUGGGAGGUGUAUCUUUGCAAUAGUCUCUGGAGAAUAAUCAAGAGAAUAAGACAGUAAGAACGGAAAGUCUAUUUUUCACCAUAUUUAUUUUAAGUGUGGUACCAAAGGACACCUAAGUGAAGAAACUUUACAACACAUAAGAGAGAAGAUAAACUUUAGAACUUAUAUGAUGUAGAAAAAAAUAAUUGGUCAGAAGAAACUGUAAGAACAAUUUCCGGUUUUGGUUUUACUGGCAGACCUAGCUCACAAUCAACUGUGUCAGACAUUGUCAAAUAGAGCAUGGAAACAGCUUCAGUGCUGUGAUGCUGGCAGACUGCAAAUUAUUUCUAAGGAGUAUGUAAAAGGUAAUGAAAAAAGCCUUUUUCUGGUACAUCUAUAUUUGCUAUACUGAGUUAUACAAAGAUUAAAGAUACGAAGAUUGAAAAUUAACAAAAACUGCUGAAUUUUCUUCUCUCCUAAACUACCAGAAAUUAGCUAUCACGUCUUGGAGAGGAGCUGGGGAUAGGCUUGCAAUUCCUCCUAGGUUUAUACUAAUACUGAAAUAAAAACCAUUAUAUGCCUUUUAGGAAAUGUUAUAUGCUUCAUGUAGGUUGACUAUAUUUUUGUUUACUGUGAUGCCUUAUGAUUUACCAUGUAUCAUGUAUCCAACAGAUCGUAGUACUACUACAUAAGAAUGGGAAAGGAUUCUUAACUUAUGGACUGUGUGUGUCCCUUGGAACUGGGCAAAGAGCUGGAGUCUUCAGCUGAAAGUGUCCUGUCUUGUCGACUAGUGAAGCAUGGCCAGAAUGUGUGCUCCAGGUGUCAAAAUAGUUUUACUGGCACUGGUAACCAGCAACCUGGGAACUGUCCAGUCCAUGAAAGACAUCUGGAUUUCCCCACAAUCCUGAAUAUUCCUGUGUCACAAGACUAAGACCAAGAGACAAAUAUGUGCUUCUGGCUGGAAAAUAAAACUAGGAGUUCUUUGAAAACAGUUUGCCUUGUGGUAUCCUUUCGCAGGUGGCAAAAUAUUGGGCUAAUUCCAAAUAAAGACAAAGAUGAAGAGGGGCGCUUGUACUAAGAAAAGCUGAAAUAAAGGGAUGCACUUGGUAAUGGGGGAUUAUAAAACAUAAUGAGAAAGACCAUUACAGAAGUGAGAAUGGGAAGGUGGCAGUUUUUUUAUUUGAGCACAUCUAUUUUUUGGCAGAAACAUUUAUGGCACCUUUUUUACAGAUGGCAGCAAUUGUGAAGAAAAGCAAGGCCUCUAUCUGUUAGACUUCCGCAGAGUUCCCCUGUUUUCUCUAAGUGCCCUUCUUCAGACAAGUGCCCAUCUCCACAUUCCAAGGAGUGUUCUCUACUCAUCAACCCCAUACAUAAUUGCAGCCUCUCUACAUCCUUCUCGUUAAGGAAGAGAUUUACACAUGCACAGAAUUAAGCAUCAGCACUGAACUUCUCUGCUCAGACUUGUAAUCCUGCUCCUGUUGUUUUUAUCAGUACCAAUGUUUGUCUGCAGGCUCCAUGCUCCUCCCCCUUCCAAAACCACUGACACUGGUUGUCAUACAAUUUAAAUGUCUUCUUGUCCUUGAAAAAAGCUUAUUUUUUUGCAAAAUGAGAAGUUUUAGCUUGGUUAUAAACAACAGCAGUUUAUAAUUUCUACAUGUCAAAGAUACGGGCUAAAGAUUGAGGCUAGUAGGUUAGAAUCCUACCUUUGAGACACUACAGCCUUUUUGGGGACUUCUUGAUUGAUUGCUAUGUUUCCAUGGUCCUAGCAUUUUGAUUGUGUCAAGGAUUGUACACCACGUUUUCAAAAGACUCAGCCCCCACGAAGGCUGAGCAGAAUCCAUGACAGAUGCAUUCCUUUCCCCCAGUCAUGUGGAAAGACCAAUUCAACACAAUGGCACAGCUAAAACAGGCUGCCAGAAGGGAUUCUAGGCUCCAAGUGCAGAUGUGGCUGCUUUCCUUCCAAAGGUACUCACUGAUUUUUCCUAAGUCAGUUGGUUACAGAAACCUGCAAGACAAAACCCACCUCCCAGGAGAAAUCUCUAUGACAGCAACUCCAGAAGUAGUGAGCAGCGACAGUUGUCCUUGACACUGGUUCACUCCAAGAGUACAUAUUCCACAGUCCAGUAAGAGACAGAGACACACACAGGAAAGGGUGCUUAGUGGAAACCUCCACGUGGAAAGAUGAGAGUGAGGAGCUUUGUUACCUGCUACACUCACGGAUGGAGUAACAGAGGCCACCCUGGGGUACCGAUGCAACACUUACCUGCUUGCAGGACUUACGACCACCUUCCUAAAAGACUGACAUACAUAAGCUCACCUUGUGUUGAGGAAGAAAAUAUAGAGGAAGAAAAAUUUUGUUCCUAAUUCACACUCUGAAACUCCCAACUUCCCUGCUCACACACCAUUUUCAGAGUCUGAACUCUCCUUCCCUGCUGCUUCCCCAUAGUGGUAAAUUCCCAUUCUUCUGCGUCUGGGACAGUACAUGCAAUGAUGUGGACUGCAAAUACGCUCUGCUCAGCAAGAGUCUGAGCCAAGAUGAACUUUUAAGAGCUAUUACAAUUUUUCAUGGGGUUCUUAUGGUUUGUCAUUAUUCAUAGAUCAAUUGCUCCUGCUCUAGGCAUCUGGCUAUUUGGCUGUUCCCAUUGGUACUUGAUAUGAGUGUGCUCAAGCUGAGUUAAAAGGGACUUGAAAGGCAAUGAAUUCCAAGUGUUCUCCUAAAGUCUAACAUGGAUUUCCCUAAAACUAAAAAUGCUAUUUUGUAUAUGAAACUUUUUGGAACAGGGUAUUAACUGGUAUUACCUGAAUCCAUCUGUUUUAAUUCCCACUACCUGUCAAUGAAUGCAGCGUACAGGUGGCUUCAGGAGGCAAAAAGUAACUCCUAAUAUAGGCAGAAGGAUUAGUGGCAGCUUUCAUUUGGACCUCUCAGUAAGUCAAACUUUGUUGGACUUUUUUGCUGUAUCACAUCUCCUACAUGAAAGGACUAAAAAGUAAGCCAUCUCUCUAGUCCCUCAGCUUCUCAAUAGAAACUGUGUCUUUCUUCAUCUCUUAAAAUUCCACAAUGAUUCCCAACUUAGCUGACUUCCACAGAAGCAAAGAUAUGCCCAGCUUGCACUUCAACUAAGACAAACAUCAAAGUGAGCACCUGUUGGACGCUUUAAUGUGCCACAUUCUCCUAGACUUUGAUAGAGGUGUUU
Oenanthe melanoleuca is the source of this 8144-nucleotide messenger RNA. It is a transcript of the gene SLC26A1, whose product is annotated as solute carrier family 26 member 1. Gene Ontology annotation, biological process: transmembrane transport. The coding region runs from base 468 to 2609 and encodes 713 amino acids. The transcript is spliced from 3 exons. Gene Ontology annotation, molecular function: bicarbonate transmembrane transporter activity; secondary active sulfate transmembrane transporter activity; oxalate transmembrane transporter activity. Lineage: Eukaryota; Metazoa; Chordata; Aves; Passeriformes; Muscicapidae. Gene Ontology annotation, cellular component: membrane. The record is from RefSeq and is a predicted model, not a curated record.